Closterium sp. Naga37s-1 is the source of this 693-nucleotide messenger RNA. Lineage: Eukaryota; Viridiplantae; Streptophyta; Zygnematophyceae; Desmidiales; Closteriaceae. The record is from the annotation of a GenBank genome assembly.
AUGGAUGCCAGGGGCCUCGAUGUGGCUGCCAGAUACAUUGCUGGGGUUGUCGAGGAGGAGAAGAAGGCGAAUCCUGGUGGGUGGAGAGCGGUGCUGUGUAGUGCUGAGCUGGUUGAGAAAAUACCCAGAGGGCUAGGUGGGGAGAGAAUCGAUGAGGCUGGGCUACCAAGAGGGCUGGAUGCUAACGGCCUUGACGAGGCUGUGAGGUACAUUGCUGGGAUUCUCGAGGAGGAGAGAAGGGCAAGUCCUGGUGGGUGGAGUGCUGUGCUGUGCUGUGCUGACGUGACGUACAUAGUGGGGGGUAUCAGCCAAGGGGGCGGCCUCUCCCUCUACCUCAUGUGCCGGAAGGCGCUUGGAAGCUUCGCAGAUGGUUCCGAUGCCUCUUCUCUGCCUUUCUCUGCCUCCAUCGGCCUCAGCACGUGGCUGCCCAAGUGCAGUCUGAUUCCGGCACCUGGAGUGGCGGACGCCGCUGGUCCAGAGAGGGCUGCGAGGCAUCCGCUGUUCAUGGCACAUGGAAAAUAUGACGACCUAGUGGCGUACACCUGGGGCAAGGACUGCUCUCACUUGCUGCGUGAUGCUGGCUUCACCAACCUCUCCUUCAAGUCCUAUCCCAAGUUGGGUCACGACAUGUGCCGUGAGGAGCUGGAGGAUAUGAGGGCGUGGCUGCUGGAGCACGCCCCUCCUCCUGCCUGA